Messenger RNA from Impatiens glandulifera, 1182 nucleotides. Its product is annotated as solute carrier family 25 member 44-like. Gene Ontology annotation, biological process: transmembrane transport. The record is from RefSeq and is a predicted model, not a curated record. NCBI's taxonomy places the organism in Eukaryota, Viridiplantae, Streptophyta, Magnoliopsida, Ericales, Balsaminaceae. Bases 85 to 1068 code for a protein of 327 amino acids. The transcript has a single exon.
UCUCUCUGGUAAAUACUUUCUCUAUCCUCCUUUAAAAGGAAAAUAAAGAGUUGCUGUUUUUGGUUUAUCCAAUUCAAGUUGAAGAUGAUUUUUCGAACGACGGAAGACGAUUCAACGUCAGAAACUCAUAUCCCAUCCUCGGACAUCGACUGGGAUAUGCUCGACAAAUCCAAGUUCUUCUUCCUCGGCGCCGCCUUAUUCUCCGGCGUAUCAACCACUCUGUAUCCAAUAGUAGUUCUAAAAACUCGACAGCAAGUCUCCGUCGAUAGAAUUUCCUGCAUCAAGACCGCCUUCUCCAUACUCCGCCACGAAGGUCCUAGAGGCUUCUACAGAGGACUCGGCACCUCUCUCAUGGGUACAAUCCCAGCCAGAGCUGUUUACAUGACCGCACUAGAAAUCACAAAGACCACCGUCGGAACAGCCGCCGGAAAAUUGGGUUUCUCCGAUUCCACGGCGGCCACUGUUUCCAACGCUGCAGCCGGUCUUAGUGCGGCCAUGGCCGCCCAAGUCGUAUGGACACCGAUCGAUGUAGUUAGCCAGAGGCUAAUGAUUCAAGGCGGUCGACCGUAUGGAUACAAUAAUGGAAUGGAUGCAUUCAAGAAAAUAAUGUAUAGUGAUGGGAUGAGAGGAUUGUACAGAGGCUUUGGAAUUUCGUUGUUGACUUAUGCACCUUCAAAUGCAGUAUGGUGGGGUAGUUACAGUUUGGCGCAGAGGAUAUUGCUGCGGCGGCGGAGGAAGGAGAAGGAGGAGGAGAAAGGGUUAAGGAGGGUUGGGGCGCAGGGGCUGAGUGCGGCGGUGGCUAGUGGAAUGUCGGCUAUAGUGACAAUGCCGUUGGACACAAUAAAGACUAGGUUACAAGUACAACAUGAUCAUCAGAAGAGUGAAGGUGGAAAGUGGAGAUCAUCAUCAUCAUCAUUAUCAGGUACGGUGAGAGAUCUUGUUAGAGAAGGGGGAUUGGGUGCUUGUUAUAGAGGAUUGGGACCGAGAUGGGUUUCCAUGUCCAUCUCUGCUGCAACUAUGAUCACUACUUACGAGUUUCUCAAGAGACUUUCUACCAAGACCAAUUAAUUAUCUAGAUUCUAUUUUAAUUACAUCCCUUCUUUCUUUCUUUCUUUUUCAAAUAAAUCAUUUUCAAUGAUACAACAAAUGAGUAGAGCAGCUACACUAACUCAUGUUUCAAUU